AUUUCUUCUGAUCUCACCCCCCAGGCCUCUCUCAUUUCAUUUGCAACCUAUUUAUUUCUCUCAGAAAAAAUGGUCCCGCAUGUCCUGCUGUUGGGAAUUCUUCUGCAGGCUAGGAUUAGGGCUCGAGCCACAAGCUGACUCUGCGGGGACCGGGGUCUUGUGACCAUCAUCCUGGACGCAGAUAAGAAGAAUAAAUAAUAUUGAGCUUUGGAAUUUGGAAGCCCCGUACGCCGCUAUUGGGCAUAAUCUCUCCUUAUUCGAUAUUUCAAAGUGACACAGGAGUGGUUGCUUGCUUUUCGGACUACUUGCUUAUUGUCAACACCUCUUUCUCUCGCACCGCUGUUCUGCCCUGAUUCCCUCCCCUCUUUCCUCGGGGAAGGGACAGAUAGAACAUUCUUCUCCGUCACGAAACGCCAUUCAAAUAUAGAUCUCAGCCAUGCUUUCACCGACCUCUCUCGCUGUCCCAAGACAGGCUCCGCCAGUGAGGCCGUCUCGGUCACUCGAGGGACUAGAGAAAGUUGUGCCUCCACCUACACCUCAGCCUGCUGCUCGGUCAGCACUUCGGUUGGAUAAGCCACUCCCCAAGCUGCCUGCGAAACCACUACCUGAGACACCCUCAAUGGAGAGUUCGAUGGGAUGGAGUGACGACAGCAGCACAGAUGUCAGCCUCGAAACUCGUCGUACAUCUGAUGCGUCGUCCGAGAGUUACCCAGUUUGUGUUCGUUCACCCUCGGAUGAUCUGGACGAAUUCGUCGAACAUUCUCCUAUUUCUAGCAUAGAUCGCUCUUCCCCCGUGAAACCAUAUAACAAACCAGAACCGUCACCUCUGCCGCUCACCACAUUGUAUGAUGAUCGUCACCAUCAGCGGUCACGUGCCGCUCCUAACCAUUAUUUCAGAGAGAAGAAAUGGGAGUUCUUUCCAGAGCUCGCGAUGCCAUCAGAACUGCCACCUGGGUACCCCAAGUUUCCACCUGCACCUCGGAAGCAGAAUAACAGUCGUUUGAACCUAACGGCAUUCGACUUUACGAAGAUAAGUCCUCGCUGUACUUCACCUGAUAAGCGAGCACUUUCCCAUGAUGUACGCAAGUCUAUCCGCUCCUACGUACAACGAAGACUAUCCAAGCACUCAAUUGAUAAGAUCAAGCCUAAGCGACGACCACGAGCAUCGACGGCUCCCUCUGAGUUUCCGGAAGAAUACCGAUGCUCCCGGAAGACUUCUUCUAGCAACUACUCUAACUAUUCCGAUUGUGGAAGUACAGGGCCGCAACAGAACUUCCUCUAUCUCUCUGCCGAUCUCAAACGACUGUCAAUGGGCAGCAGUUUAAGUGAUGACGAUAGCGACGGAACAGUGAACUCGAUAACACCCUAUCAAAAGAAACAGACAGCUGUUCGCAUCUCGACUUACCAAAGGUAUGGGCCAGCCACGCGGGAGAAGCCCGGACGUGAAAAGAGGAUCAGUUACCGGCAAAGAGGCAAUGUAAGAUUUCCGAAAUACCGGAAACAGGCCUCAACUUUCCAGUAUGACACUUCUCUGAGGACCGGACCAUCAACAUGCUCUACACUACAGCAAGGCACACGGUUCUGCGUUAGAGUGCUGCAGGAUGGAACGAGUCAUGUCCUUAUAGCGCUGGAUGAAGCGAGGCAGAAGAUAAUUCAGGCUCAAGUCGAUCGAAGACGGAGACAAUUGAAAUCCAAGAUCAGAUUAAUUGGUCCGGUCAAUCCAUAUACUACCUACGGGCGGGUUGACCCUUGGAUAUGACUAUGCAUAACUAGUGGUCUUAGCAGAUCAGUCGUCUUACUGCAUCUUGUAUCGUCUAGACCGUCGAUCCACUUUUUGGCCCGUCUCAUCUUCUGGUUUUCUCUAUCUACUUACCCACUCUUUCUUUCAUUUCUCUUUCCAUUCCCCCUUUAUUCUGAUAUUACUUGUACACUUUUGGUUUCCUUUCUCUCAAUAUCCUGGAGGUAGUUACGGUAGGCGUUAUGGAUAAAAUCCAGGGGAGGAUUGAUUCAUUGUUCAUGAGCAUGAUAUUUGAUACACCUUUACUAUUGCUGUUUGAGUUAUGAUGUAGUUGCAUGAACACCAG
This is a messenger RNA of Aspergillus pseudotamarii, 2084 nucleotides long. RefSeq lists its product as uncharacterized. The coding region runs from base 437 to 1759 and encodes 440 amino acids. NCBI's taxonomy places the organism in Eukaryota, Fungi, Ascomycota, Eurotiomycetes, Eurotiales, Aspergillaceae. The record is from RefSeq and is a predicted model, not a curated record. The transcript has a single exon.